Messenger RNA from Blepharisma stoltei, 234 nucleotides. NCBI's taxonomy places the organism in Eukaryota, Ciliophora, Heterotrichea, Heterotrichida, Blepharismidae. The record is from the annotation of a GenBank genome assembly.
AUGCUCUUUAUUCUCUGAAAACCGUUGCUAAAAAAAUUAAAUUUUUCCACUUGACAAACAUUCUUAAUCGUUUUUAGAUUAAGAUAUUAUCAGAGUUCUACUGUAAAACUAGAUGCAAAUAAUAUGCUUUACAAUUUAUCAUAUAUUUAUAUAGCUAAUAACUCUUCAAUAAUUUCCAAGCCUAUUCUUUUUGGUUACAAAUUUUUUAAAUUUUUGAUAUUCCAAUUACUUUAA